Molecule: messenger RNA, 3256 nt
Organism: Paramacrobiotus metropolitanus
Lineage: Eukaryota; Metazoa; Tardigrada; Eutardigrada; Parachela; Macrobiotidae
Exons: 4
Coding region: 1039-3165 (708 amino acids)
Source: RefSeq, a predicted model, not a curated record
UUCAAAGGAAUCGAGUCGUGGGCCUCGUGGCUAUUGCGCUGAAAAUUGAAAACUGCGCCGUUUUGCUUCCGCUCCGCAUGGUUUUGUUUUUGAUCUACGUAGCUUGCUCAUGCUGCCUGCAUUUCUUACGACUGUUCGGUUCAAAUGAAAUUGUAAGAUCGCAUUGGGUACAUAAUUUUAUGCACACAGCUCACUGACGCACCUGAACGGAAGAACACUGCAACCUUUAGAUUCUAAAUUUAAUAACAUUAUCGUCGCAAGAUUCGCAGUAAUGGGCAUCACGGCAUUGUCAUUCUUCGUAUUUUUUCUAUUUCUCUUUAGGGUUUUAUGAACAAGAAGGGGAUCAGAUUUCUUUUGUAACUGGAAACAAUCCCCCAUGAGAAAGGUUACCAGUAGCAUAUACCCCGUUAAAAAUAUGUAAGCAUCCGCAGUAUGCAGUGGCUUCCGUCACGCGUGCAUUUGCAAAAAUAUGAAUAUUAAUGCAAUACUUUCACAGGUUUUUUUCAGUUUCACCGCAUGACACAUUAGCUGCGUGACGAAAAUCCUUGUCGCCCACUGCAAUUUUCAAAAAUUUAACGAUUAGACCGGUCCUGCUGACACUGAAACAUAGAUAUUACGGUCUAAAUGUAACAAGUAGAUCAGCCUGAAUUUCUCUCUUUCGAAAACAUUCUCACCGCACCAACUCGAAUUAAGAAAAACGAGCUCAUGUAAUAUGGGCGGGGUUGCAGUGAGAUCAUAUCCUUUUUCUUGCUACUACUAGCCGUUACCCUUCGGUUUUUAAUGAGCAGCCAUGGAGAACAAUAGAUGAAGAUGUGUAUAUAAUUAAUUAUACUGGGGCCUCCUUUCAAGCGCUCGCGUUCUGUUAUACUUGCCUGCUCACCGCGUUUGAUGAGCAGAGGCUUGAGGAGUAAACUAAGCUAAUUUGCUGCGCGCGCGCGGAAGCAGAGUCAUGUUUUAAAUGCGGUAAACAGUUUAAGAAAAGUGCUGCCGCUAUACAAGACACCGCCCGGCCACCAAACGCAAUUGUUAGGUUGGUUAAUGCACUUCGUUACACAUAUUCAAAUAUCCAAUUGCCAACGCCGUGCACACAUUGUGGACAAUUAUCACGGUUCACGGCGCUUAUGCGCCGGACUAGCUGGAAAAACCAUGUGGAUUAUAGCAUGGGUUGCUCUGGAUUUAUUUAUCACUCACGCGUUGGCCGACUUGUCACCCCCCGCAUCCGACAACAAUGCCAUAUGGGACCGACCCAAGCUCAAAUACGACAAUUAUUCCUUCAUGGCAUUAUUGCCCAAUCCCGAUAUGGUACAGAGCGGAAGUCUAUCCGCGUGGAAUGCCACAUCCUCGAUAAAUGACUUCGACAACACCAUUCCCACGUUCGAAUACACCAAUACAUCCGGUGACCUCGCAUCCGCUGCCAGCGGCUACUCCCCCUCAGUGGCACGCGGCUGGGGACCGGAAGGCCGGCAAUACCAGGAGGACAGUGGUGGCGGUGGCGGCGACUACUCCAAAGCCUACAUGCCGCUGAUAACGUAUUUUGAUGUGAAAUGUGAUAAACGCGGCAUGCAUGUCCAUAUUGAAUUCAACAAACCCUUCAACGGGAUCAUCUUCAGUAAGGGAUUCUUCAAUUCGCCCGAUUGCCGGUAUGUGGCGGGGAAGAGUUACGGGCGGAUAUAUGAUUUCACUGUCCCCGUGGACUACUGCGGCACAACGGGGGAGGAUCACGCCAAGGAUUAUAAGGAUUCCUACUAUGAGAAUACCAUUAUUAUACAGUUUGAUGAGUACAUCCAGGAAGUCUGGGAUCUGGCCAAGACUAUCCGCUGCGAAUGGAAUGCCUAUUAUGAUAAGUCAGUAGCGGUGCGGCCGUAUAAUGUCGGCAAUUUGGAUCCGGUGCUGUACCGGUUCAACGGUGACAAUAUAGAAUCCUGGAUACAGAUUCAGAAGGGCAAAGGUCCGUGGGCGGAAGAGGUGUAUGGGAUCGUCAAAGUAGGCGAUCCAUUGACGGUGGUUAUUGGCAUUCGUGAUUACGAGGGUAAAUUCGAUAUGUCGGUGAAAGACUGUUUCGCCACGGAUGGCUACGGUGGGCGUGUCCAGCUGACCGACUACUACGGUUGCGUAGUGCGCGAUAAGAUAAUGAGUCCUUUCCGUAAAGUGCGAGACUACGGUCAGCAAGCCACCGUGGUAGCCUAUGCCUACUUCCAGGCCUUCAAAUUCCCCGAUCGCUAUGAAGUGGGCAUUAAAUGCAAUAUUCAGGUGUGCUUGGGCAAAUGUCAAGGUGGCUGUCCCGGGGAUUAUGGUGGUGGCGGCGGCGGUUAUGAGAAGCCACGCGGUGAUUACCAGAAUGAGCCCGGAUAUGCUGCACCGCCGGAUUAUGGCGCCGGAGGCGCCUAUUCCAGCGUCAAUCCCACGGCACAGAGAGUCGAUCUGUCGCAAUUCGGUCCCGGUCCCUAUGUGCCGGAUAUACCGCCCGCGCCGCCCGGUGCACCACCGUACCAGGGAUCCUAUGACACCGAUCACGUGAUCGGAGUGGACACCGCGGUGGCUGCGACAUCGGACAUUAAUAAUGUGGAUGUACCUAGUAAGAGCAAAGGCCCACCACCACCGCCCGGCGCCGGUCCUGGACCGACUCUGGAUCCCUACCGACGAAAGCGUGAUGUGGAAAAUAUCACCAGUGACAAUAGCACAACACUGACGGUCGUUGUCACCACUACGACAUCCACACUGCCCACGGAAUCAUCAUCAUUUGCGGCAUCCAGUUCAACCCGGAAAGCGGAGGCGCACUCACGGAAGCCCCACCGCGAAGCCAAAAUCGUGCAGGACGAUGGCCAGAUCAAUCUCGAUGGGAAGUUUAAGGUGAUUGCCUCGCAUGACAUCCAGUCGGAUAAUAUUAAAACCGGUCCCCAGGAGGUGGCCGCCGCGGCGACCAACGCUAUCUGUAUCACGGUGGCCAGCUUCACUGCCGGUCUAACCUUGCUAAUGGCCAUGCUAAUUCUCUCCGUUCUGGUAACCGUCUUUGUCUGCUUCCGGUUGCGACGCUAUGGGGAAAAGGUCAUCGGGUUGGCCGCUCUGCCGGUGCGGCGGGCGGGCGGUGCCAAACGGAAUGUGGGUGAAUUUAUCCAAGCCACCACGUGCUGGUCACCGCCCAUUUUAACCGCCCGUCACGAGUGAAGUGAUUUGUAAAAAUUAUAGUAAAUAUUUUUGAGCUGGACUCAAAAAAUCAAUGGCAUAUUUGGGUUUUGUUUAAUAAAUUGUGCUCCUU